This is a messenger RNA of Striga asiatica, 933 nucleotides long. The record is from the annotation of a GenBank genome assembly. NCBI's taxonomy places the organism in Eukaryota, Viridiplantae, Streptophyta, Magnoliopsida, Lamiales, Orobanchaceae.
AUGUGGUGGAGAAGAAGCUGCAGGCUAGCAGUGGCGGCUCCGUCGAGAUCGGCGGCGAGUGGUGGUGCGGAUGCCAACGAACAACCGUGUGGGCCCUCGGAGGUGGUGGCUCGUCGACGUCCGGUUCGAAUUUAUGGCGAUGGCUUGAGCAAUUCCAUGUUCGCGAGUGCUCAGUUUAAGCUCUGCCGAUUCGAAAUUUUCGACCAAACUUCCACAUUCCGUUAUCGUCAAUCUCAAUACAGAUAUCAGGGAUCUAAUUUGCGGUACGAAAAUUUACGUGUUGCUAAAAGAUUGCCAUUCUAUCGCUACUCUUUUGAUGCUGAUUAUUUAUCUGUUAUCAACAUGUUUUCCCAUCAAUUGUUAAUCUGUUCUUUGCUUAGGUGCCCAAAUCUUCUAGUUCUUUCCAUCAAGAGCAGCCCUCACAUCACAUAUGCAAUUAUGACCAAAUUAGCAUCUGGUUUCCCCAAGCUUAGGGAACUCGACAUCAACUACUCUUAUGAAAUAUCCAGCAAAUUAAUAGCUCUUAAAGGAUCUCACUGUACUGAUCUUAUAAUGCUAAAGCAUAAACUAUUGAACUGGUUGGACCCUUCAGAACAUAUGGGAAUUGUAUCUAUUGAGCCUCACUUGAUCUCAGAAGGGUGUCAGAAUCUGGAGUACAUUGAUCUAUUUGGAUGCGCUAAUCUAGCUAGUUGGGAUAUUACGAAUGCAAUUACAAAUUUUAAGAACCUGAAAGAUAUCAGGGAGCCAACUUUUACAUCCCGAGAUCAGUUUUUCAUGCCUAGAGAUAUGGUCACCGGAGAUUGUACGAUGAGAGGUUCCAGACAGACUUGUAUAAAAAUCGUCUUGCGCGGAGGCGGCCAACAGCCACUUCCCGAGAUUCCUCCUCGCCAUAAUCCCUCUACCGACGACGACCGCCACUGCCUCAACAACAGA